UUUAGUGUUGAUAAGAUGAACCUAGCUGCUCCAAAGUCCAACCAGCAGAGUGACAAAAAAGAAAUGAUGAGACCAGUCUCAUAUCUUUUCCUCUCUGUCUUCAUCUACAUAAUAUUUCCACCUACAUAUGCUAGAUCUCUUUCUUCUCCAAAUCCUCAUAUUCUCAAAUCCUUCAACCCCAAAAUCAAAAUUGAAUCUGCAAAAAGCUGUUCUUAUACAGUUGUAAUAAAGACCAGCUGCUCCUCUCCAUCUUACACCAGAGACCAAAUCAGUCUUGCAUUUGGCGAUUCCUAUGGCAACGAGGUGUACUUGAAAAGGCUUGAUGAUCCAUCAUCAGGAACAUUUGAGAGAUGUUCUUCAGAAACUUUCAAGAUAAAUGGUCCGUGCAUGUAUGAUAUUUGUUAUCUUUACUUGCGUAGGAAAGGAUCGGACGGCUGGAAACCUGAGACUGUGAAGAUCAGCGGUUCACAUAUUAAGACUGUUAAUUUCUAUUAUGAUUUAGCCCUUCCAAAUGGAGUUUGGUAUGGGUUUAAUCAGUGUCGUCGUCGUCGUGCUUCUCUCCCUGCAAUCAUGUAGAUGACGACAAUAUAUUAAUUUUUGUUUAUGUCGUCUGCUUUUGGUUAAUAUAAUAAAAAUAAUCGAUUUUUUGUUUUUAUUUAUUUAUUUUAUAUUGACUUGUCAA
This is a messenger RNA of Jatropha curcas, 682 nucleotides long. Its product is annotated as embryo-specific protein ATS3A. The record is from RefSeq and is a predicted model, not a curated record. Gene Ontology annotation, molecular function: protein binding. NCBI's taxonomy places the organism in Eukaryota, Viridiplantae, Streptophyta, Magnoliopsida, Malpighiales, Euphorbiaceae.